Messenger RNA from Cavia porcellus (domestic guinea pig), 865 nucleotides. It is a transcript of the gene Pde6h, whose product is annotated as phosphodiesterase 6H. The transcript has 4 exons. The coding region runs from base 201 to 452 and encodes 83 amino acids. The record is from RefSeq and is a predicted model, not a curated record. Gene Ontology annotation, cellular component: photoreceptor outer segment membrane. NCBI's taxonomy places the organism in Eukaryota, Metazoa, Chordata, Mammalia, Rodentia, Caviidae. Gene Ontology annotation, biological process: positive regulation of G protein-coupled receptor signaling pathway; positive regulation of epidermal growth factor receptor signaling pathway; visual perception. Gene Ontology annotation, molecular function: 3',5'-cyclic-nucleotide phosphodiesterase activity; cGMP binding.
UGCUUGUAACCUCUUUCUACCUCGGGUAGGGAUCUGAGCUUCUGACGGUGGGAUUAGGAAGCAUAAAGGUAUUACAGAGAGAUGCCUCGGGUUGCAAAGAGCCUCUCAUCCACUGUGAAGAAAGCAACCAGGCAGCUUACAGGAAAGUUUUCGGCUCCGAAGCCUGAAAGAGAAACAUCAGUCACCCAGGAGUGGUCAAAAUGAGUGACAACGCUACCUUGGCUCCUCCAGCACCAAACCAGGGUCCCACCACCCCCCGCAAAGGGCCACCCAAGUUUAAGCAGAGGCAGACUCGCCAGUUCAAGAGCAAGCCUCCAAAGAAAGGUGUGAAAGGGUUUGGAGAUGACAUUCCAGGCAUGGAGGGGCUAGGGACAGAUAUCACGGUGAUCUGUCCCUGGGAGGCAUUCAGCCACCUGGAAUUACAUGAGCUCGCUCAGUUUGGGAUUAUCUAAGACACCAGAGGCUCUGCCUAAAGCAUCUCACUCAUCAGCAUCUUCUCUAAAGUUGGUUACUUUGCCAAAGCUGGCAAAGAAUCUGGAAAUUUGGUAGUCACAAGUAGUUUUGGGGGGCUUAUGUGGCCAUUUCUGAUCAGUUACUAUUGAGUUCUCAUAGUGUUAGAAUCACUCUUGCAGUAAGGCUCAGCAAGAAAUAGUAAAUGAAAAUCUUUAUCUGUUGGGAGCAUUUCAGGUUUUUCCACCUUUUCCUAUCAGCUGGUCAGAAGUCAUCAGCAUUUCUUUAUGUUUUGUGUAAGUUUCCUAAAUUUAUUUUUGUGAAGCAUUCAUUGUAAUUAGCAGUAGACCUCUAACACUUAUGUCACAUUCCUUCCCUUUUUAUUUAAUAAAGGAGAUAUUUCCCUUUAAUCUCA